AUGAGUAGCUUGCAAGGAAAAGUUGGACCAGCUGUGCCGGGCUUGAAGGCCGCCGGGCGGCUCGGGCCCCGAGGGGCAGCUGGAGCCGGCGGCCGGCCCGCGCUCCCGCGCUCGCCCGCUCGCGCCCCGGCCAGCCCAGGUGGAGGCGGCCGCCGGAGCCACCUGCGCCGCGGGGCGGAGUCCCGCCUCGCCCGCCCCGCCGCCGCCUCUGCUCGCCAGCCAGCCGCCGCCAGCAUGGCCAGCAGCAGCAGCCCCAGCAGCAGCAGCUUGCUGGAGGCCGAUCUGGACGAAUGCACAGAGGCCCUGAAUUGCUUCCUGCGUAACCAGUUCAGUGAGAGCUUGGAGAUGCUGCAGCCCAGGACCAGAGAAAGCAUGUACCACGCCUUGAUCUACGCCACCAUCCUCGAGAUGCAGGCCAUGAUGACCUUUGAGCCAGAGGACCUCGCUCAGGCCGGCCACACCAUGAAAGAGGCCCAGGAGAUCUGCCAGAGGUUCCGCAAGAAAAGCAUUGUGUCUGGCAGCUUCUCCGGUCGGAUGGGUGGAGAUACCUGUACAGAGGAGGAGCUGCACGCGGAAGUGUGCUACGCGGAAUGCUUGUUGCACCGGGCGGCCCUCACCUUCCUCCAGGAUGAAAAUAUGGUGAAUUUUAUAAAAGGGGGGAUCAAGGUGCGCAGCAGCUACGUCAUCUACAGGGAACUCAACAGUUUCAUCCAAACCCAUCAGAUACCAGCAAGCUCUGUUCAUGCCCAUUUGGAGGGGGGCAUAGCGCUGGGCAUUGGUGCCUUCAACUUGACUCUCUCCCUCUUCCCACCCCGGAUCCUGAAGCUUCUAGAAUUUGCAGGAUUUUCUGGGGACAAGGAUUACGGUCUCCAUCAGCUCCGUCAGGGGGCCACCACACCCAACCUGCGAGGUCUGCUCUGCACCAUGUUGCUCCUCUGCUACUACACCUUCCUGACCUUCAUCUUAGGGGUUGGUGAAGAUGACUUCACAGAGGCUGAGUCCUUGCUGAGUCCGUACCUCUCCCGUUACCCCAAGAGCGCCAUUUUCCUGUUCUUUGCCGGGAGGAUAGAAGAGAUCAAAGGGAAUGUCAACGAGGCCAUCAAGAAGUUUGAGGAGGGCUGCUCAGCCCAGCAGGCCUGGAAGCAGUUCCACCACAUGUGCUACUGGGAACUGAUGUGGUGCUUUGCCUACAAGGGGAUGUGGAAGAUGGCCUACUUCUACGCAGACCUGCUGAGCAAGGAGAAUCGGUGGUCCAAGGCCAUGUACGUGUACAUGAAGGCUGCCUUCCUCAGUAUGCUGCCCCGGGGGGAGCCACGGCCUUUCGGGGAGGACGAGGUGACGCUCUUUAGGCAGGUUUCCUCCUUCAAGCAGAAGAUUGCAGGGAAGUCUCCCCCCACGGAGAAGUUUGCCAUCCGCAAAGCGAGGCGCUACAAAGCCAGCGAGCACGUCCCUUUGCCUGUGCCGGCUCUGGAGAUGAUGUAUAUGUGGAAUGGAUUCACAGUCUUGCGCAAGCAGCAGGAACUUCUUGAGGGCACGCUGGACACUCUGAAGCAGGCGGAGAAGCAGCUGCAAGAAACACCAGCCAGUGAGCACCAGGUGGAUGACCAAUGUUUGGUGCUGCUUCUCAAGGGGCUAGUCCUCAAGCACCUGUGUAGUCUGACAGAGGCCGAGGCCUGCUUCAGUGCUGUCCAUGCCAGUGAGAAGAGGAUCCGCUACGACCACUACCUGGUUCCCAAUGCACUGCUGGAGCUUAGCCUGUUGUACGUGAGUCAAGGCCGGAAGGAAGAGGCGGUGCAGCUUCUCCGCAGGGCCAAGAACAACUAUAAGAACUACUCAAUGGAGUCGCGAACGCUCUUUCGGAUCCACGCUGUGCUCUCCAAACUCAAGGCCCUCCAGGAAGAAAACGGGGGGUCUCAAUUAGAAGGGUACAAGGGUGGGGGCGGCCAGCCAAACGAUGACUCCCACAGCUGCACACUGGACCAAAACUACUGCAUGAAAGUGCCACGUGAAACUUUAGACAUCCUGUGCCUCUUCCCCCUCAACUGGCUGGAAUAA
Euleptes europaea (tarantolino) is the source of this 2055-nucleotide messenger RNA. Its product is annotated as tetratricopeptide repeat protein 39A-like. The record is from RefSeq and is a predicted model, not a curated record. NCBI's taxonomy places the organism in Eukaryota, Metazoa, Chordata, Lepidosauria, Squamata, Sphaerodactylidae. Gene Ontology annotation, molecular function: protein binding. The transcript is spliced from 21 exons. Bases 1 to 2055 code for a protein of 684 amino acids.